AUGGCUGUGUCAGUACAUGUAAUCCAGCUGGGAUACACCUGUGAGGGCGAAGACUGUGAUAAGGAUGCCCCAAGUCUGGAGGAGCGGAAUCACCCUCUGAAUACCCUCAAUAUUCUCAAUCAACUUAAUUCUGAGAAGAAGAAGAACAAUCCACCUAAUUUUAUACCUUUUGUCGGGAUCACAGAUGCUAGCAAAUUGAACAAACACUGCUGCAAAAAUGGAGGAACUUGUUUCCUGGGAACUUUUUGUAUAUGCCCAAAACAUUUCACUGGGAGAUACUGCGAAUAUGAUACAAGGAUCAGGAGUUGUGGUACCCUCGGGCAUGGUGAGUGGUCUCAAGAAGAAUGCCAAUUAUGUCGCUGUAUUUAUGGGACUCUGGAAUGCCUGCCUCAUGUUCACAAGCAAGGAUGUGGUAAGAAGCAGCUGAAUUACUACUCUGAGCUGAUUGAACUGCCAAUUUCCGAGUAG
Python bivittatus (Burmese python) is the source of this 468-nucleotide messenger RNA. The record is from RefSeq and is a predicted model, not a curated record. Lineage: Eukaryota; Metazoa; Chordata; Lepidosauria; Squamata; Pythonidae.